Messenger RNA from Sphaeramia orbicularis (orbiculate cardinalfish), 1962 nucleotides. Its product is annotated as bcl-2/adenovirus E1B 19 kDa-interacting protein 2-like protein. Lineage: Eukaryota; Metazoa; Chordata; Actinopteri; Kurtiformes; Apogonidae. Gene Ontology annotation, biological process: apoptotic process. Gene Ontology annotation, cellular component: cytoplasm. The transcript is spliced from 14 exons. Bases 213 to 1508 code for a protein of 431 amino acids. The record is from RefSeq and is a predicted model, not a curated record.
AGUCAGAGUCUGAUCAUAAACACAGUGUGAUCAUACAGUUGUUAGGUCAGUGUUCAGGUGUGUUUGUCUAUCUGUCUCACUCCUUACCUGUCUGUCUCCAGUCUGUUUCACCUGCCUCGGCCAUCGGAGCAGCUGGAAUCUACUUCAACCUCUCAAUCUGAGUCUUAUGGUUUAAUACUUGAGUCAGUAUCCAGGCUGACAGCAGGAACAGAAUGGAGUCCAGACAGGACGAACAGGAAGAAGAAGAGGAGGAAGACCCCUCCAGGUCAUUUCCUGCUGCAGCUGAAGAAAUCCCCUCUCUGACUCAGUCAUCACCAUCCAACGACCUCACAGUGGAGGCUGAGGAAGAAACAGGAGCUGAAACACAGUGUGCUGUCAUGGCAAGAGCAUCAGUUGACUCGGCAGGUGAGUCUGGACCUCAGGUCUGUCCAGAAGAAGAAGAUGAAGACGAGGAUGAGGAAGAGCCCAGAAUCCAAAAGGCGAUCAGAAUCCAGGAGGAAGAGGACGAGGAAGAGCAGCCAGUUGUCAUUAGAGGAGAAACAGAAGAUGAAUCGACCUCAGAGCAGAGAUCAUCGACUCCAACAGGAAAUAGACCAGCCCCGCCCUCCACGCUGGCCUUAUCCGGAUCACGGCCAAAGAAGAAGAAAAUCUUGGUGGCUCCAGCGCUCAGCCUCUCUCUGGGUCGCAGUGAGUCCACCAUCUCUGACGAUUUCCCAUGUGGAUUUCUAUCUCCAUCUCUGGAUGAUGACAGCACGGGGCUGGACUUUGACCUGGACGCCAUAGAAACACCCUCUGACAGCGAGUCCCUGCCCUUCCCUAUGUAUGACCUGGACCUGGAAGAUGACCUGCGGCGCCUCGGCGUGGCAUCCCGUCGUUACAGACCUCUCGACCCUCGCCUCAGAUCCGGCUCUGGGUCCCAGUGUGGAGCUGGUCUCGAUCAAGAGGACACAGUGGACAGUCAGGGCAUCAGGUGGCGCCAUUUCUCCACAGGUGACCCCCCACAGCAGAGCCGGGUCAACAUGAGCGUCCUGGAGCCGUACCUCAGGGUUCUGUCACACGGAGGUUACUAUGGAGACGGCAUGAAUGACAUCAUCGUGUUCUCUUCCUGUUACCUGCCAGAGAACAAUCUGGAAAAUUAUCAAUAUGUGAUGGACAACCUGUUCAGGUAUGUCGUUGGGACUCUGGAUCUGAUGGUGUCAGAGAAUUACGUGAUCGUGUACCUCUGUGCUGGAGGUCAGACGGACAAACUGCCAGGAAUCAGCUGGCUCAGAGAGUGUUACACCACCAUCCACCGCAAGCUGAGGAAGAACCUGAAGGGCUUCUACGUGGUCCAUCCCACCUGGUACAUCAAGGCCCUCAUCACCAUCAUCAAACCCUUCAUCAGUUCAAAGUUCAGCAGGAAGCUGCAGUUUGUCGACAGCCUCCAGGAUCUGUCCCAUUUCAUCCCUACUGAGCAUGUGCAGAUCCCAGACUGCGUCAGACAGUACGAUGCAAACCUGUCCAGGUGAAAUUUUGUCUCAGGAAACAGCGGCAACUGGACAAACUGCAGAGACGAGGUAGAGAACAAAAACGCUGCCGUUUCUCUGACUGUUAUGAACGACUCAUCCUUGAGACAUUUUAUUUCAGAGUUGAACCAAACCUCAGGAUGAUUCGCUGACUUCAGAAACUGGACAAAUUGGGCCAUUUGAGAAGCAAAUGUUUGCCAUUUUAUGGCAAAAUCACGGAAACCGUUAACAUACAAUCAGAACAGAUACUGAUGCAGUAAUUAGAUGCAUUUAAGAUGAAUUUCAUAGUGUUUUUUCAGCCCACAACACUCAAACAGUGUGAUCUUUUCAUAACAUUUCAGAAAUAAUAUUUAACCCAACAUGCUGGAACAAACUGAGUGCAAUGGUUUUAGUUUUCUUAUCUUAUCUUAUUGGCUCAUAUGUUGGGUUUGCAUGUUAAUAAAAAAAAUAUUUAUGA